Messenger RNA from Lactuca sativa (garden lettuce), 596 nucleotides. The record is from RefSeq and is a predicted model, not a curated record. Lineage: Eukaryota; Viridiplantae; Streptophyta; Magnoliopsida; Asterales; Asteraceae.
CCUAAUAUUUUUAUUUGUUACUUAUUUGCCAUUAAUUGUGUUGAUUGGUUAUGAAAAGUCAAUGGUAGCCGGUGUCGUCGGUUUAACAGGUUACCCUAACCUUUUAGAUACCCAAAAUCCACUUUUUCCCCAAAACCUCUCCUUCACUCUUGCAAAAGGCGUUCUUCCUCACACAUCACGUCUUCUUCUUUUCCAUGGCUUCGUCUUCAACAACUUCUAUCAGCAAACCGAUUUAUCGCACUAAGUGUGAUUGUGGUGAUCAACUGCAAUACUCAGUUUCAAGAACUGAUAAAAACCCAGGAAGAAAGUUCAAGGCAUGCCCUAACUAUAAGGGUACCAAAAAAGGGUGUAAAUAUUUCAAGUGGCUUGACACGGAAGAGAUGGAGUUUUAUGCUAAUGAAAGGGAGCCCUAUAACGAAAUUGUUGCUAGUGGUGUUCUGCAGGUGAUCAAGUUGUUGAAGUUUGUGUUGGUGAUGUUGGUGGUUAUUGGAGUAAUUUUGUUAAUUGGCAUUGUAUUUUAAGAACCAGUUGGUUAGGGCAGUUGUAAUUUUUUUGUAUUUGGUAGGGUUAAGGUUGUUGUAGGUUUGUUAUUUUGG